AUGGCUAAGAAAAAGCCUAUAGAAGGAGUGAGCGAUCAGAUGAAUGCGAUUGCGUGUUUGAAUCUCGAUCAACCACCUGCUCGCUGGUUUCCAGAUUUUAAGAUCUUUCUUUCUAUGUUCUCUACAUCAUCAUCGAUCCCCAGCGGUGCCACCACUGUUCUUUUUUUAAUCGAUCGAGGUGGAAGGAAGAACGAACUGCCAAACGUCUCUCUGCCUCUAUUUCUCUUAAUUAAUGACGAGAAGGGUCACGUUUCUACUUCCUCUUUCUGGUGGGUAUUCUCUCAACAAGCGAAGCGACUUAGACACACCCAUUUUGUGGAGACGGUGGAGAAGAGGUCGCCACCUUCGCGUACCUCCGAUAGGGGCUUCGAAUGUAGGCCUAUGGGUAUAAGUAGUAUGGAGGAGAACGAUGAUAAGGGUUAUUGUGAAGAGGUUUUUGCAGACCGUAAAAGACUGUAAAAGGGAUUAGAGGGUUGUCAUCCACCGACAUCAGUUCCUCAACAUGUUUCUUUGUCAUCACUUAUGUUGAUCUCUCACUAUCAUUAUUCAUAUAUUUGAGGUAUAGUUAUUUGAUAACCAAAACGCCCCCUGUACAUAAAUUACAUCACCUUGAUAAUGAACAGAUAAGAGUUAUAAAUUUGGGGAAUUGAGAUGUCGAGGUUGGAAACAGAAGACAUAAUAAAAUUUAUAAAGUUGAAGAGGUUCAUGGAUUAUAGGAACCAAUUUAAGUGUUGCAUGUGAUUAUUCUUGAUUUUAGUAAAUUUGGUCAAUAUUCAGAAAGUACCGGUAAAGAUCAAAUUUAUACAAAAGUCAAGGAUAAUUUAUCCAAGGAAAGAACUUUAUACAAAAGAACUUUAUUUACACUAUAAAUAAUGGAAUUUUAAUUUUUGGUCUCGGGGAGGACGAUUGACAAUGAUGAGUAUAGACUAAAGGGCAACCUCAAAAAUUUAAGUACUGUUUGUAACUCAAACAAUCAGAUUUGCACCAACCACCUUAAAAGUUAAUGGAAGAUGCUGAUUAUCGACAUAUGUAAAACCAUUACUUACAAGAAAGAUGCAGCCACCAUUGAAGGGAAUAAAGAAAAAUUGAAGGCAUUCAAGAAGCUUAGAUAUGAUGUUGGCAGGUAAAGGAGGAAACAUGGAGAAAAUGUGAUGUACCUUUAACGUAAGAGGACAAAAUGGUCAUAUAUUCAGAUGUUGUUUUCCCUAUUUUGAAAAAUGUUUGAUUCUUAUGUUUUUAGAUUUGAAGUGUUCAUAGGCAUGUUUUGUUUUGAUGAUUUUUUAAGAUUGAUGUAGAUAGUUAAACUUUUCAAGGGUUUUUUUUUUUUU
Molecule: messenger RNA, 1328 nt
Organism: Lactuca saligna
Lineage: Eukaryota; Viridiplantae; Streptophyta; Magnoliopsida; Asterales; Asteraceae
Source: the annotation of a GenBank genome assembly